This is a messenger RNA of Abrus precatorius (Indian licorice), 1704 nucleotides long. Its product is annotated as geraniol 8-hydroxylase-like. The record is from RefSeq and is a predicted model, not a curated record. Gene Ontology annotation, molecular function: heme binding; monooxygenase activity; oxidoreductase activity, acting on paired donors, with incorporation or reduction of molecular oxygen. The coding region runs from base 99 to 1577 and encodes 492 amino acids. NCBI's taxonomy places the organism in Eukaryota, Viridiplantae, Streptophyta, Magnoliopsida, Fabales, Fabaceae. The transcript is spliced from 3 exons.
UCCUCAGUAUCAUCUCAUCUGCUCUACCUAUAAUUUGUAGUUUCUCAUAUCACUCUCGAGAGCUAGCUAGCUUGAAGAAUAAUCGAUAUUCAAAGACGAUGGAUAUUGGUGCAAGUAGUAUAUUGAUGGUGGCGUUGGCAUGCGUCGUGAUGUAUGUUGUUGUGGGUUCACUGCAAGCAAGAAGCAAUAAGCUUCCACCGGGACCUUCCCUUGUAACCAUAAUGAGAAACUCUUUCGAGUUGUACCAAAAGCCACAACAGACAAUGGCUAAGCUUGCAAAGUUGUAUGGGCCAAUAAUGCGUUUGAAGAUAGGGCAAGCAACGACCAUUAUAAUCUCUUCAGCAAAUGCGGCAAAAGAGAUCCUCCACACCCACGAUGCGUUAUUCUCAGACAGAACAAAUCCUGAUAUAACAACAGCUUACAACCACAACAACUAUAGCCUUGUGUUUCUCCCAUAUUCCCCCUUAUGGCAAGAACUGAGGAAAAUAUGCCAUGGCAACUUGUUCUCCAAAAAGACCCUUGACGCAAGCCAAGACCUUAGGCGCAAGAAACUUCAAGGACUCCUCAAUGAUAUCCGUGAAAGCAGCCUUAAGGGUGAAGCAGUGGAUGUUGGAAGAGCUGCUUUCAUGACUUGCAUUAACUUUCUAUCCUACACUUUUGUCUCUCAGGAUUUCGUUGAGUCUCUAGGGAACGAGGAGUACAAGCACGUUGUGGGAACUCUCUUGAAAGCAACUGGGACACCUAACUUGGUGGAUUAUCUACCAAUGUUGAGGAUGUUUGACCCACAAGGCAUUAGAAGGCACACCACUAAUUACAUUGACAAGUUGUUCCACAUCUUGGACCCCAUAAUUGACGAAAGGAUUAAGCUCAGAAAUGGGAAGCACUAUGUCACAAACAACGACAUGUUAGACAUCUUGCUUCAAAUUUCUGAAGGGGAUAGCCAGAAGAUGACUAGGAAACAGAUCAAGCAUUUAUUCCUGGAUCUUCUUGUUGCGGGGACUGAUACAACAGCAUAUGGAUUAGAAAGGACAAUGACCGAACUAAUCCACAACCCGGAGGCAAUGGCAAAGGCCAAAAAGGAGUUGGAGGAAACGGUUGGAAUAGGUAAUCCGGUUGAGGAAUCAGACAUCGGAAGACUUCCAUAUUUGCAAGCAGUGAUAAAAGAGAGUUUGCGUUUACAUCCACCAGCACCACUUUUGCUCCCUAGGAGAGCCAAGAUAGAUGUGCAAGUGUGCGGCUACACAAUCCCAAAGGGUUCCCAAGUCCUUAUCAAUGAGUGGGCUAUUGGUAGGAACCCAAACAUAUGGGAUAAUGCACAUGUUUUUUCACCCGAAAGGUUCUUGGGUUCCGACAUUGACGUCAAAGGUCACAAUUUUCAGCUCACCCCAUUUGGCAGUGGUCGUCGUAUAUGCCCUGGCUCCCCUCUUGCUAUUAGAAUGUUGCAUUUGAUGUUGGGUUCAUUGAUAAACUCUUUUGAUUGGAAGCUUGAAAACAAUCUCCAUCCAAAAGACAUGCACUUGGAUCAACCCCUCCGAGCUAUUCCACUCUUGGUCAACGACACUUCAAACCCUAGAUAAUAAUAUUGUCUUUUUUCUUUUUUUUUUUUUAUCCCUCUUUAUUACAGCUUAGCUACUAGCUAGCUAGAUUCAGCACUACCUCUGUACCUUGAUUUACAUUUAUAAAAAUUAACGAUAAUUAAUCUGC